AUGAACUCCACUCCAUUUGAUGUUGGAACCAUGUUGCACAGUAGGCAGUCUCCUGCAAAUCAACAUGAGGUGAAGGAAAUGGAAAGCAAACCUUAUCGGCAGGCAGUUGGCAGCUUGAUGUUUGCAGCAACUGUCUCACAGCCAGACAUCAUGUUUGCUGUGAGCAUGGUGAGUAGGUUUUUACAUAAUUACAUUAUGAAGUAUCUACAGGGGACCAGGGUCCUGACCUUAAGAUGCAAAGCUGACUCUACUGGACUGGUGGUCUACUCAGAUGCCGACUUUGCUGGUGAUUGUGACACUCGUUGGUCAACAAAAGGCAAUAUGAGCUUGUUAGCAGGUAGGCCUCUGACAUGGUGUUCACAUCGGCAGAAAUGUGUAAGCAGAUCAGCAAUGGAGGCUGAAUACAUAGCAGCUUCAGAUGCUGCUAGUGAAGUUGUUUGA
Schistocerca piceifrons (Central American locust) is the source of this 441-nucleotide messenger RNA. Its product is annotated as secreted RxLR effector protein 161-like. The coding region runs from base 1 to 441 and encodes 146 amino acids. Lineage: Eukaryota; Metazoa; Arthropoda; Insecta; Orthoptera; Acrididae. The record is from RefSeq and is a predicted model, not a curated record. The transcript has a single exon.